Maudiozyma barnettii is the source of this 729-nucleotide messenger RNA. It is a transcript of the gene IRC6, whose product is annotated as Irc6p. The transcript has a single exon. Gene Ontology annotation, molecular function: protein-macromolecule adaptor activity. Bases 1 to 729 code for a protein of 242 amino acids. Lineage: Eukaryota; Fungi; Ascomycota; Saccharomycetes; Saccharomycetales; Saccharomycetaceae. Gene Ontology annotation, biological process: vesicle-mediated transport. The record is from RefSeq and is a predicted model, not a curated record.
AUGGGUCGUGAUAAGAUAUUGAUAGCAUACAAUACUGAUAAUGAAUUUACCCAUUAUGAUACUAUCAAAAAGAUAUUCGGGAAGAGUCUCGAUGCAGUAGAACAUACACCAAAUGAUUCAAUAGUGAAAGGAUUACGAUGGAGGACAAAAUACUAUUCUACAGACUUCGACUUAUAUAUAGACCAAUACACAUCCCUGGAUCAAUGGUUGGAAGACCUGAGAGACCCAGAAUGUGAUGUUCUACGGGAGGCAUUAGCUGGGUUAAUUAUUAUUGAUGAUAUAGAUAAGACGCAAGUGUCCCUUUUGAGUACAAAAGGGAGCCCAAUAGUACACCAAGAUUCAUUUUUAGUCUGGUGUGAUACAACAGGUGAACUUUCCGAUGAUGAAACUGAAAACAUGAAUGUUGAGAUAGCUGCAGUUGGUGGGUCUCUAGAAAUCAUACGAUUGAUAAGUGGCGAAAAGAACGAAUUUAAUGAUACUGUUGGUGUAGAAAGAGUAAAAGAAAUUAUAGAUACAUACCCAUGGACUAAUAUGGUUAAACAACUACUAAUAAAUACCCAAAAUGCGCCUAACAAACCAUCAGAUAGAGAUAAUUUAGAUUCAAUAGUACAAAAACUUACAGAUGCAAGAUCGCAUUAUCAAUCAUUGGAUAAGGACGACGACGAAACAGACUCAAAUUCAUUUGCUAAUGAAAUUGCGAAAGAGGUUUCAGAAAGACUUAGUUUUUAG